This is a messenger RNA of Mus caroli (Ryukyu mouse), 2879 nucleotides long. RefSeq lists its product as uncharacterized. NCBI's taxonomy places the organism in Eukaryota, Metazoa, Chordata, Mammalia, Rodentia, Muridae. Gene Ontology annotation, molecular function: DNA-binding transcription factor activity; RNA polymerase II cis-regulatory region sequence-specific DNA binding. Gene Ontology annotation, biological process: regulation of transcription by RNA polymerase II. The record is from RefSeq and is a predicted model, not a curated record.
CUUGCGUCACGAGAAGGUUGUGUCUGGAGGAUCUCCUUAGCAUCCCGUAGAGCAGGCUGCCUGAAGUGGAGCCCGGCGCAGGAGGCGGGACCCUGAGCUUCCCUCGGAGAGUACAACACCGAAGAGGAAAAAUGGCCAUUGUCCAUCUAGAAGGGAAGUUUGAGGCUUUCCUUCUGAACUUGUCUUCAAAAUAGCACACCAAGGGAUCAGCAUUGUGUCAGUGGGAAAUGAGUGAGACAUUCGAAAACUGUAUACCUAAGACUAAUUCUAUAAAAUAUUUGGAAGUCAGAGUUAGAGAGGGAACAAGAAAAUCAGAAGGAAUAUUACAAGCAAGAGAUGGUAACACAUGACAAAAUGUCUGUUUUCUGCCCAGGCAUGCGCCUACCUCAGCAUCCACGGGGUUACUCUACAGAGAAGCCCUAUAAAUGUGAGGAGUGUGGGAAAGCCUUCAGGCGAGCCUCACACCUGUCCCAGCAUCAGAGUAUUCACACUGGUGAGAAACCAUAUGAAUGUAAGCAGUGUGGGAAGGCCUUUAGUCGUGAUUCCCAGCUAAGUCUUCAUCAGAGACUUCACACCGGUGAGAAACCCUACAUAUGCAAGGAAUGUGGAAAGGCUUUCACUCAAAGCUCACAACUUAUUUUGCACCAUAGAAUUCAUACAGGUGAGAAACCAUACAAGUGUGAAGCCUGUGGGAAAGCCUUUAUUCGAAGCUCACAACUCAGCCGCCAUCAAAAGGUCCACACUGGAGAGAAACCCUUUGAAUGUAAAGAGUGUGGGAAGGCCUUCACCCAGAACUCACAACUUACUCUGCACCAGAGACUGCACACUGGUGAGAAGCUUUACGACUGUAAGGAGUGUAGGAAGGUCUUUACUCAGCUCUCGCAGCUUAUUCUCCAUAGAAGAAUCCACACUGGCGAGAAACCCUAUGAAUGCAACGAGUGUGGGAAAGCUUUCAUUUGUGGCUCACAGCUCUCGCAGCACCGGAAAAUCCACAAUGGAGAAAAGCCGUAUGAAUGUAAGGAGUGUGGAAAGGCUUUUAUUCGAGGCUCACUACUUAUGCAACAUCAAAGAAUUCACACUGGUGAAAAACCCUAUAAAUGUGACGAGUGUGGAAAGGCUUUUAUCCGUGGUUCCCAGCUCACUCAACAUCAGAGGGUUCAUACUAAUGAAAAGCCUUACGAAUGUAAAGAAUGUGGGAAGACCUUCAGUCACGGCUCACAACUAACUCAACAUCAGAGAAUCCAUACUGGUGAGAAGCCCUAUCAAUGUAAGGAGUGUGGGAAAGCCUUUAAUCGCGGGUCACUCCUUACUCGACAUCAGAGGAUUCACACCGGUGAAAAACCCUACAAAUGUAAAGAAUGUGGAAAAAAUUUUAGCCGGGGCUCAGAACUUACUCAGCACGAGAGAAUCCACACGGGUGAGAAGCCCUAUGAGUGUAAGGAAUGUGGAAAGUCCUUUAUCCGUGGCUCCCAGCUCACUCAGCAUCAAAGAAUCCACACGGGUGAAAAACCGUAUGAGUGUAAAGAAUGCCGAAUGGCCUUUACUCAGAGUUCACAUCUUUCCCAGCAUCAGAGACUUCAUACCGGUGAGAAACCCUACGUGUGUAGCGAAUGUGGGAAGGCCUUUGCCCGUGGAUUGCUGCUCAUACAGCAUCAGAGAAUUCACACUGGCGAGAAGCCGUAUCAGUGUAGCAAAUGUGGGAAGGCUUUUAUCCGCGGUUCCCAGCUCACUCAACAUCAGCGAACUCACACUGGAGAGAAGCCUUAUGAAUGCAGGGAAUGUGGGAAGGCCUUUGGUCAUGGCUCUCAACUUACCCUGCAUCAGAGGGUCCACACAGGUGAGAAGCCCUAUGAAUGUAAGGAGUGUAGAAAGGCCUUCACUCAGAGUUCACACCUUUCUCGGCACCAACGAGUUCAUACUGGCGAGAAACAGUAUCAGUGUAAAGAAUGUGAAAAGGCCUUUACACAUGAGUCUCAACUAAUGCGACAUCAGAGAAUUCAUAUCAGUGGCAAAUCUUUGGACUGUAAGGAAUGCCGAAUAGACUUUAAUCAUCAUUCGCAAAUUUUUAUAUGAGUUAACUUAUACUCUGCUAAUUAAUGUAGCUUUCCCUGGUCAUACAUUAUCAGUGAAGAGUUCUUACAAAUGUGAAUAUGGGACUACGAAUUCAGCAUUUGAGAAUUUAUGUAGGAGAAUAGAAAUGCUGAUGUAAUCCACAUAGGAAAACCGUUUGUUUACAUGUUUACAUUGUAUUACAUUUUAGCAAAUUAAAAUAGGAAGUGAUUCCGUUGCUGUGAUAUAGAAGGUCUUUAGCAGAGAAAAUGUCUCUAUCACAUUACACAGGUCCUAUCAGAUGGUUUCCUUUGUUACAUUUGUUAUGACUAACCUGGCUUUCAUUUAACCAUUUGUAAUAUAGAUAUAAGAUUCUUCUAAAGAUCAUGUUUUAACAUGUAAAAGCACUUGGAUCAGCUCCUUUCAUAUCAUAAAUAUUAGCUGCUAUUUUCAUUAUUUGCAUGAAAGGAGGGAACUUAUAAGCAUUCUCAUUAAGAAAUCUUUCGUUAUUAUUUGGGAGGCUUUAUAUACUAUUAUCAGUGUGAGAAUGCUUCCAUUCAAAUCUUAUUUAUUAUAGAAGGGAAUUUAUACUAAAAAGAAGCCUUGGUAUCAGUGGGUUAUUGAGUACCAUGGUUACAGAACUGAUUUGUCACAGAGUCCCAAAGCUUACAUGUUUCACUAUCUCUAACUGCAACUCAAGAAUCUUACUUAUUCAUGAUGAACUAAGUACUCAAGACAAAUCUAGGAAAUGAAAAAACCUUGAAUGUGUCGUUCUGUGAACUAACCUGAAAGUACAAAGUAGACAACUUAGAAUAAAAAACAACACAUGA